AUGCCCAACCGCCAGCCGCUGGGCGAUAUCGAUCGCAAUACCUUGCCAGUUACGCCGCCGCAAAAGAAGCCUCGCGGCAAGACGGCUACCCCAAUUACUAAGCGAAGUUACGCUGCAGCAACAGCAGCCCAGAGAUCGCAGCGAUCCUAUCGCCAACGCAAGCAAGUUGCUGUACUGAUGUACCUUGAGCACCACCGAUACCCAAUUGAGCCUUGGCCUGUUACCCGUCAACGCACUGGCGAUACCCCUCUUGACCCUGCCAACGGCCUACGCCGCCCAACCUUUGACGAGGCAGCCAGUUAUUUCAAGAUCCCUCGCACAACAAUUCGAGGCUGGUACCAGCGACGAGAUACUAUCGUCAACAACCCAGCUGCCAGCAGCAACAGCAGCCAGCCCAGCUGGCCCGAUCUAGAGACUGACCUCUAUACCCAAUUUCGCCAGCAACGUGACGAAUCUAGGGUUGUUACUACUGGUUGGUUCAGACGUACGGCAAGAGCCCUUUUUGCCAGCAGAUACCCUGGCCUAUCUACCUUCCGCUUCUCUGUUGGUUGGUUUAGCGGUUUCCGCAGCCGCUGGAAUAUUUCCCAUCGUCGGCUCACAAAGCAGGCCUCAAAGCUGCCUGCUGACUAUCUUGUUAUUGUUACCCAGUUCCUUCACUUUAACCGGCGAGUUAGUCAGCCGGCACUGGCCCAGCUGCCUCUUGACCUAUCAACUGGCCUUCGAUUUCCAACCCAUCGCAUUAUCAACUUUGUCGAGACCCCUAUACCCUUCGAGUAUCUCGAUGGGUCAACGUGGGCUGACAAGGGCGCCCGUACCGUUGCUGGCAAGACCGAUCGCAGCGGCUGGAGCAAGCGCCAGGCCGCCCUUAUCCUCUAUAUCUUUGCUGAUGGUAUCCAACGUAUCCUGCCUAAGCUUAUCUUUCACGGCAAGCCCAGCAGUCAAGGCGGUCAGAUCGAGGGCAACGAAGGCAGUAAGUAUAGCAGCCAGAUUACUGUCGAAUUCAACGAUACUGCCUAUAACAACGAGUAUCUGCUUGAUAGGUGGAUAACUGAAGAGUUCCUCCCUUUGACAGCUGGGCAAGAGUAUCUGUUGGUUAUGGACGUUGCCACCUUCCACAAGACCCCAUCUAUCCUAUCUCGACUUCGCACUAACCACAUCACGCCCAGCCUUAUACCGCCCGGCACAACCUCCCUUCUUCAACCUCUUGAUACUGCCGUUAAUAAGCCCUUUAAGCAGUGGCUUUCUGAAGCAACAGACAACUACGUCUAUAACGCAGAGCAGCUGGCCCAGGCAGCUGGCCAGCCACUUGUCUGGACGACGUCAAUGAAGCGUAUUAUGGUUACCCAUACAGUGGCAGCAGCAGCCAGCCGGCUGGCUGCUGACAAGGCUGCCCAGAUGGUCCAGCAAUCCUUUAUCCAAUGUGGGAUAUCUGGCCACCCAGAUGGCAGCGAUAUAGCUAAGAUCAAGGUGAAGGAUACGCCAAUUGAGACUAUUCUAUGGGAUGGAUGGGAUACCUUUGAUUGCGAUAAGUACGUCAAACAAGAGAUGCUUUUAGACCCAGAAAUCCUUGACGUACAUGCUGCUGGGGACAAUACAGAGUACAUAUCUACAGCCGAAGACGUCCAGCGGCCUACUUGGCCCUGGGACCUCUAG
Colletotrichum spaethianum is the source of this 1653-nucleotide messenger RNA. Its product is annotated as pogo transposable element with ZNF domain. The record is from RefSeq and is a predicted model, not a curated record. NCBI's taxonomy places the organism in Eukaryota, Fungi, Ascomycota, Sordariomycetes, Glomerellales, Glomerellaceae. Gene Ontology annotation, molecular function: DNA binding. The transcript has a single exon. The coding region runs from base 1 to 1653 and encodes 550 amino acids. Gene Ontology annotation, cellular component: nucleus.